Molecule: messenger RNA, 924 nt
Organism: Danaus chrysippus (African queen)
Lineage: Eukaryota; Metazoa; Arthropoda; Insecta; Lepidoptera; Nymphalidae
Source: the annotation of a GenBank genome assembly
AUGGAAAUGAAAAUUUUGUUCACCGUGCUAUCAGCAGUUGUACUUGUUUGUCAUGGAUCUCCAAUAGUAGAUAAUGCUAAAAUAUUGUCUGGAGUUUUCAUUCCGGCUGAAACGUCCCUUCAAGAAACCCCUCAACAGCAACAACAAAUUUCUAUUAGUCAACAACCGGAACAACAAACUGUUGUUCAACCGAAUCAACAGCUAGUUUAUCAAACGCAACCGCAACAACAAGCCAUUGGUCAACCCAACCAAAUGCUAGUUUAUCUGGCGCAACCUCAACAACAAGCUGUUGGUCAACAGAACCAACAAGUAUUUUAUCAAACGCAACCACAACCAUCCACUCAGCAACUAAUUAGUCAGCCACAGCAGCAGGUUGUUAGCCAACCAGAUCAACAAAUUGUAUACCAACAACCGCAACAAAUUAUUGUAGCUCAACCAAAUCAACAAGCGGUUUAUCAACAACAACAACCCGGUCAACAAGUUAUCGUUGGUCAGCCGAAUUCUCAGGCCAUCUACCAACAGGGAGCGCCUGGACAAAUUGUUGUAGGUCAGCCGACAUACGUAAAUCAACAACCACGUCCGGUGUACAUCUCGCAACCAGCUAACCAACAGCCAGCAUUGGUGAACCAGCAACCUAAUCGCGGACAGCCGAUAUAUUUCGCGCAACCAGGACAAACCGUGUUAUUAGCCCAACCGAACCAGCCUUCAGGUCAACAACAGUAUGUGAUCGGUCAACCUCCCCAGCAGACGAUACUUGUUGGACAAUCCGGUCAGUUUGUAAAUCAAAGGCCACCACCGGGCAGUGUGUACGCACUCGUGCCAGUCUCAAAUUCAAAUAAUCCAAAUCUUAGUCAAAGUCAAGGCAGUGGAACCAUUUACAUCCCUGUACAAGGAUCGAAUCAAGUUUUCGCUGUCUCUUCUUAA